Messenger RNA from Paraglomus brasilianum, 125 nucleotides. The record is from the annotation of a GenBank genome assembly. Lineage: Eukaryota; Fungi; Glomeromycota; Glomeromycetes; Paraglomerales; Paraglomeraceae.
AAUCUCUUCGGGAAAGAGAGCCAAGUGCUUACCCAGCUUCAGAGGAACUUUUGGGAACAAGUUACCACAAAACGGCGAAGAUUAACACCAACCUGAUUAACGAAUACAUUCGUAUCGGGAAUGAG